CUCUCUAGUUACAGGGGUUUACUCCCUCUUUUUGCCGCCAUCUCUUCUUCACUCUCUCCUCCAAACUGCGGACAUGGCUAUGGCGAUUCGUUCUGCACUCGCAAAGCUGGCGAGUAACUCUGUUCACAAGAACAGAAGUGGAAUUCUGAUGCUUAGGGCUUUUGCUAUCGACAAAAACCUCGAUCGCCAAAGCCGGGCCGUUUCGGGGUUUCCUGCCGGUCAUUUCUUCCGUCACCGAUUCGAUUAUGGAAGCUAUAAAAGCAAAAAAAAGGAGCUUAAGGUAUUUGAUUAUUAUAUGGAUUUAGGAGGAUUAGAGCCUGCCCGUUUCGCCACGGAAGAGUUCAACAAGCGAAAGAAAAUGCAACUGCAGUUUGUGAGAGUUGUCAAGGCACAUAGGCAUCUGCUGUGCACAGGAAUUAGCAGCCUAUAUGAUAUAACAUUGGAGGCAGUUGAUGCCGGUGUCGCUAAACUUUACCAAGCAAAAGUUUCAGUAAAUUUCACUGAUGGCAUGUUUUUGGAAUGGUUCUGUCUUGUUGUCGAUGAUGGGUGUCCUAUAGCACUAUUUGAUCACCUAGAAAACUUUUUUGCUCAGAAGGACAAUGAAGACAGAGCAGAGAGUCAAAUUCCGAUGUGUAAAAAGCAGGGACUUAAUUGUUCUAAUAACUUAUGUAUCAAACUAUGUCGUAUUGAACCUGCAUAUGACUUAUCAAAUAAUGGCAAGAUGCAAAAAUUUGGACGUUGGGCCGUGAAAAUGUACAACAAGGAAAAGAAUGCUAAACUGCAGUUUAAGAGAGUGGUGAACGGAAGCAAGCUGCAGUGGGAGGAUUUUGUUUAUCUAACAAUGGAGGCAGCAGAUGCUGGUGUGAUGAAAAUUUACCAAGCAGAACUGUUUUUGCCAGAUGACGAGAAGAUUAAGCAUCCCAAUUCCAAGCUCAUUUUGUUUGGCCAUGUUGAUGAUAAUGGGGGAUUGUCGAUACUAAUUGAUAAGAGGCAUGAAGAAUGCACAAAAGAGAUUUUGGAAUCUGAAGAUAUUAUUACAGCAUACCAGCAAGGUCUGUAAGAAUUUCUUACAGCAUGCUUUUUUCUUUUUGGUUACUGCCGUUACAAGGAUUCUAAUGUUUUCCUUCCAACCUUUUUGAGAUAUUGAAAACAAGAGCCGAUGAGAUUAUUCUGCCUAUAUUAAGUGAAGAGAUUAGAUCUGGUUAGUAAAUGGCGGUAAUAGAUUGUGCAAUGCAUCAGUUGACUAUGUGUGUGUGUGUGCAGUACUAUAUAUCUGAGAUUCUGAGAUAUCAAUUAGUUAGGAUUGUGGGCUUUCUUUGAAUGUCCUUUGAUCGGCCUGUAAUUACACUACUGUUACAAUUAGAUCAUAUGAGUACUUUUUUGUUC
Messenger RNA from Rosa rugosa (rugosa rose), 1386 nucleotides. RefSeq lists its product as uncharacterized. Gene Ontology annotation, molecular function: cysteine-type endopeptidase inhibitor activity. The coding region runs from base 74 to 1060 and encodes 328 amino acids. The record is from RefSeq and is a predicted model, not a curated record. The transcript is spliced from 7 exons. Lineage: Eukaryota; Viridiplantae; Streptophyta; Magnoliopsida; Rosales; Rosaceae.